Molecule: messenger RNA, 6961 nt
Organism: Siniperca chuatsi (mandarin fish)
Lineage: Eukaryota; Metazoa; Chordata; Actinopteri; Centrarchiformes; Sinipercidae
Product: Glyco_hydro_56 domain-containing protein
Exons: 8
Coding region: 4894-6573 (559 amino acids)
Biological process (GO): carbohydrate metabolic process; hyaluronan catabolic process
Molecular function (GO): hyalurononglucosaminidase activity
Source: RefSeq, a predicted model, not a curated record
GAUAUUUGAUGUUAGAGCAAUGGGUCUGUAGUUUCCCGGCUUGCUAGGAUCUUUCCCAGGCUUUCUCAUUAGAAUUGGCCCGCGGUUCCUCCUGCCAGUGUUUGUAUACAUCAGACCGGCACAUAUGGGUACUUUCCAAAAUGUCACGGCCUGUUGGGGGAUAGAAAACUGGAGAUUCAAUAGAUGGCAAUGUAAUUUGACAUGUGUUUGGGUUACAAUUUUGACAAGAUUGUAUGCAUUCCUUUCGUAUUAAACAAGCCUUUGUUUUAUAGACACAUCUAAUAAUGAUUUUGUGACCCUGCCUGAACCUGAGCAUUUGUGAAACCAUGAUAAAUUAAGGUUGAUUGGAUUGGUCAGCCGUCAUGCUCCUUCAGUCUUCCCCGGUCCCAACACAGCAGCCAGACAUUGCUUAUUGGACAUCUAUACAUAUUUAAAACACCAGGUAGCUUUAGGCUAAGUGUUGUCUGUAAAUAACCCACUGUUAAUAACCAACUGUAUGAUCUGGGCCGAGAUUUAGUUGGAGACGACUGUGACUGUACUCCAGCAGCCUACCACUCAAGCAAUAACGUUAGCUAUCCAGAGCAGCCGGUGGAACCAGUGAUGCCAGGGAACCAGGAGGCUGCAGCUCAGGUGGAUCAGGAGAUUGCUGAAGAUCAGGAGGAGGGGAUGGUUGUGGCCACACUGGAGCAGGAGGUGGUUGCUACCCAACCCGAACAGAAGAUAAUUGUGGCCCCAAUGGAGCAGGAGGUGGUUGCAGCACAGAAAGUUCACAAGGCUGCUGCAGCUCAGAAAGAUCAGGAGAUUGCAGCAGCUCAGGCUCAGUGGGUUGCUGCAACACAGGGAGGCUGUUCAGGUGACUGUUUUGAUCCAGCAGUGGCAGGACAUGGCAGCUGCAAUCCAGCAGCGGCAGGAGUGUGCUGCAGCACAGGGAGUUCAGGGAGCUGAUGCAACACAGAGGGUUCGGUUAACUGCUGCAGCACAGAGAGUUCAGGAAGCCACUGCAGCACAGAGGGUUCAGGUAAUUGCUGCAGCACAGAGAGUUCAGGUAACCGCUGCAGCACAGAGAGUUCAGGAGUGUGCUGCAGCCCAGGAGAUUCAGGAGUGUGCUGCAGCUCAGGGAGAUCGUGCGACUGCUGCAUCUUAGGAAUUGAUGAUUGCAUCAGCUCAGGAGCCGGUGUCGGCCGGGCCGCCGACUGGAAAAAUCACCGUGGCGCUGGGCGGCUGAGUCUCUGUGGCGCUGGGCGGCUGAGUCUCUGAGGCACUGGGCAGCGGGACCUCCACGGCACAGGGCAGCGGUAAGGACAAGCAACUGGGCAGCGGUGAGGCAUGAUGUCGGCGGGAGCCACGCUUCCUUCUGGAGGAUUUUCCAGAAGGUGCCUCCAGGACAGGAAUGGGCUGAGGUGCAGGCUGGAUGCUAGCUGGCUAGCAGGCCGGAGUGCAGGCUAAGGCAAAGCCGAGAGGACAAUUUCCCAUGAGCCAGGGCGCAGAUUGCCUCCUUAUGAUAGUCCCCAACCGCCUUCCUCCACAUAUCCCCAAGACACUCCAGGUCACUAAUAAGUUCGAACAGUUCGUCAGACAUUGUGUCUGCUGGGUCCAUUAUGGUCAGAUCGUACUGUCACGUUUAAGUGUCAAGCCGGGAAACAGACCCAAUCACAGACAGCAGGCAGAGCAGGUUCAGUUCAACAGUUUUAAUGAAAAGAACAAGGCUUACUUGGGUUACAGGCAGGCAGUGGUCACAACCAGGUAAACAGUCAAAAAAGGCAAACAAGUCCAACAGGGACCUGGCAAAAACCAAAAGUCCAUAAAUGAAGGUACAUGAGAAACAGAGCAUAAAUCCAAGAAACACAGAACACCAGGGUCAGGAAGCUUAACACACGUAUAACGACGUCUUUUCUUUCAGCAAGGCUCAAUGUGCUUUUAUUUAACCAAAAGUUAACAAAAUUGUCCUAUAAAAAUGAAGUAAAGCCAUGAAGUAAAAAUUAAAAGAUAACAAAGGAGUAGAAUGUACGGCCAUCACCCUAAAAUGAUAAUUCAAAGAACAAAGUGGUGUGCAGCGACUAAAGCCUGACACCCCAAAAAAGAACAAAAAGCCUGACUCUUCAAAUCUGCUUCACCUUAUAUACACUGUGACAUCCUGCGUACGUGACCUCUUGCAACUGUUCGCGAAAGUUCCUAUCACCUACACACUCCCUCCUUUCUUGUAUUUUCUGUGGAAAGUACCACACAAAGCUCCAAAAAGGCUUACUAAUCAUAUAUAAAACUACUGGGUACGAUGAUAAUAAUAAGCCCAACUGUAAAUGAUAAUCAAUUAUAAUAAAUUGUAAUACUAAGCCUAACUUUAAAAAGGAAUGCUUACUCAUCCGUUUCCCACCCCCUUCAACAGUAUACCGCUGCAACCCCACGGCCAAGUUUCAGAAAAUACAAAUUAUAUCUCUUGCUUUGUUACAACCUUUUGUGAAAAAUGAUAUACCAAAAUAAAUGAUAUCAAUGAUACGUCAUCUUUUUCCUCCAUAAGGGAGAGUGCAGAGUCUGUAGAUGAGGAAUCAAAAAAAAAUGUGUGACCAGAAUAUAACUUUAGAAGAAAUAAAAAAUAGUAUCUAGAUUAAAAAGUGCAAUUCAGACAUUAUACAAAUGCUGUAAUAGUUCAGUUAAAUUACCAAACACUCCUAGAUUUAAUAUCGGCAGAGCGAUUAAACAGGGAGAUCUGGCUGCUCCUUUAUUAUUUUUGCUAGUCAUAAAAACAAUGGCACUUCACAUUUCGCAAAAAGACAAUUUCAAAGGUAUCCAAAUAGCCGUAAAAGAAUUAAAAUGCUGUCAAUUAGCAGAUGAUACAACCAGGUUUUAAAUAAUGAAAAAGAAGUUAAAAAGCUAUUGAUUGUCUUGUUGCAUUCCCUUUGGUAUCAAGUCUAACUUUAAAUAGUAAAAACUGUGAUCUUUUUGCUUUGAAGGACAAGCCGAAUGAUUUGGUUGAAAUAUGUGAAAUAACUGGAUUUGGUUGAAAUAUGUAUUCCAGUUACUCCUAAAGAAUUUGCAGUUGUCUUUGAUGCAAUACCCUCUGGUCUUUUGAAUUGAAUGCAAGGAAAUGGCAUGUUUGAUAUGAAUCCACACUUUAAACCUUAUGUUAUAUAUGCAUCACAGACAAAUUUACUAAUAGUCAUCUUAGGAGACUUUGUCAGGGGUCCACAACACCUCCAGCCAAGCUAUUUUAUUAAAUUAUUAAUAUUAAACGAAAGUCAGUUUGGAAUUUUAAUAAGAAAUACUGUGUUACCAACAAAACCAGUGAAGUUCCAUUUAAAAUUAUACAUUUGAUUUAUCUUGUAAACCAGGUGCUUUCAAGAUUCUGCGACUAUAUUUAUGGAAUAUCAAACCAAAUGUGAUUUGGGAUGACUAGCUAAUCCCCACCGCCCCCACCUACCCACUAGCUCAUGGGUAGUAGCAGCCAGAGCGCAGCUAGCAGAGUGAUAUCAUAGAGGAAGAUGUGUGUUUGGAUGUCAGUUGUCAAAAACGUUGUUUACAUUUCCAAAAGGGCAUGGUUGAGGUCUAAUCUAGUACUUUCUCAAAACUUUUCACAAAAUUUCCCACAUUGGAACAAAAAAAGUAGUGUCCAUGGCAUGGACACUACAAAUGUCAAUACUCACUAGUGUACACUACUGAGUGUGUAUUUUGUAGGGAGUAGUGAAUGACAUGGCAUACGUUGCUCUACAGCUACGUAUCUUGAUGUAUUCACUUAGCCACACAUUCAGACUAACUUUUCAGUCGGAGCAUCCACCGCCAUGCUCAGAAAUUAUCCUCGUGCAGUUUUGCUCUAUAUAUGCUGAUGUCAGUUGGUCAGUCUGUAAUUUCCUCUGUCCACUUGGUGGAAUUCCAGAGCAAGGUAUAUCAAAACCUACUUGAUGGACAGCCAUGAAAUUGGAUACAGACAUCCUGAUGACUUCCCCUGACUUCACCAACAGGUAAAAUCAGCACUUGUUUAAUUCCUCAUGGGGGUGCUAGUGUGGCUUUAGACUUUUAGUCUUGCGUAAAGCACAGUGAGCAGAUUUUCAUUAGAAACCAGAGUGCUUUCUAGAAGCACAUACACAGUGUAUGCAAAUGUAUUUAGGCAACAGAGUGACUACUUUGUGAAAAAAAUUAGUGGUUUACUGCUGUGUCACACCCGCCCGGAUGGUGCUUGUGUUUUUUGUGGCUGUUUGAAAGAAAAGUUCAACAUAAGUCAUAAGUUAACAGAUAGUCAAGUGUGGAAGAAAAGAGAUUAGAGAGAGGGAUUUGGGAGGAAGGAAAGGAGCUGGAGGGGGAGGAGAGCGAAGAAGAGGAGGAGGGAAGUUAAAGAAAGAAAGAAAUGAAAAAAUUUAAGGAUAUUCGAAUUGAAGAACAAAGAUGAGAGAGUGGAGGAAAGUGACUGAGAGGUAGAGGAAGAUCAAAAGAGACAAAAUACGAAAAAUGAGAGGGUGUGUGUGUGGGUGGGGGUGGGCAGGUGUGAUCCUCCACAGCUUGGGUGUUUGUUUAGCCAAAAGUGGCAACAGUAGAGCAGAGGAUUAUGGGAUUACGUUCGGUGUCGUUGGUCAUGUGAGUCGGCGGCGUCGACACUGACCCUGCUUACCUUCUCUCAGUAAGGAAGCUUAGCCUGGCUGUGAAGAUGUCAGGCUUCUUUUUGCUGCAUGUUAUACAUGCACAGCUUAUCCAUGCCCCCACAAAUCCAGCAGGAUUCCUUGAUUUCUCUAUCUGGAAGAGUAACAAAUAAAACAGAAGAUAGAGGAAUAAAAUAUCGUAGUAUCAGGAGCAGUCACUCAGACGAUGUCCAGACUGUGAGGAGUAAAUACAGGAACAACCCUGGCCAUGGAACAUGAUUGGCUGUGAGGGCCUGAAGGGGUGAGAGCCUGAGAAGUGGCCGCUUCAAUGGCGCGGACCGAGCCACAGUCGCGUCCAGGCCCAAAGCCAGAACCAAAACUGACACCUUACAAUCUCAGAACUUACACAACUUUUUCAUCAGCCAUCCUUCAAGUCCGGCCUCCAGUUUUAAUGCCCCUCCUUCUCCUGCUUGCUGCCUUUGCUGACCUCGGUAUUGCUGGUCCAUCCCAGCCAGCUCGCCCCCCUCUCCUGUCUGGACAGCCUUUUAUCAUCUUCUGGGGCAUCCCUGACUCUUCCUGCUCCAGUCGGCCAGAUCCCAGAUCAUUCGGGAUGGAACGGGAGGGCCGCGUGGCCGUCUUUUAUGAGGACACACUGGGAAGCUACCCGUAUUUCAUAGACAAAGACACACCGAUCAAUGGGGGGCUACCACAGCACACACGGCUGGACAACCACCUCCAAAAGACACAGCAGGACUUGGAGGCAGCUUUGCCUGCCCCGAGGUACCUUGGGCUUGGGGUGCUGCGCUGGGCAGAGUGGGUCCCCCAGUGGUCAAGGAACCGAGAGAAGCAGAUAAUGUAUCUGGAGGCAUCGAGGAAACUGCUUAAGGCUUUCUUUCCUAACUGGACCCCAGAGGAGGUGGAGAAGUGGUCACAGGUGGACUUUGAGGCAGCAGCCCAGUCAGUAAUGAUGGAGACGCUACGGGAGGUCAAAAGGUUAAGGCCCAAGGCAUUAUGGGGCAUCUCUCCUUACCCCAGCUGCUUCAACGGCAAUCCCGCCCAAACCAUGUUAGCCAAUUACACCGACCAGUGCCCUGCUGCAGAGAUGGCCCUUAACGACGAGCUUCUGUGGCUAUGGAAACGAUGCUCCGCCCUCUACCCUCUCCUCACACUGGAGAAGCUGCAGGGUGGGACCUCUGGAGCCAGGCUUUAUUUGCCCAGUCAAAUCAGAGAAGCACUACGAGUAUCAUCUCUGACUGGGACAGCAUUUGAUCUUCCUGUAUUCCCACUGAUCAAGAGUGUCUAUGCCUCAACUAAUACUUUCCUGUCACAGGCAGACCUGGUGAGCACCAUAGGAGAGAGUGCUGCCAUGGGAACAGCUGGAGUUGUCAUCUGGGAGAGAAGUGAGACUAAGACAGAGAGAGAGUGUCAGGACCUGGCAGAGUUUGUCCGUAAAGUCCUGGGACCCUACUCUAUCAACGUAACCACGGCAACUCGACUCUGCUCAGCCUCUCUGUGCCAGGGAAAGGGCAGAUGUGUCCGUCAAAAUCCAGAAAGUGCCACCUACCUCCACCUCCCACCGCCGUCCAAAAUGGUGGAGAAGGUGAAGGAAAAGGCAGAGGCAGCAAAAGUCACUGAUUGGCCAGACACAGACACUAAACCAGCUGUACCAGACACAGCUGAGAUCUGGAAGAAGGACUUCCAGUGCCAGUGGUACAAGACCGCAGACAGGGACGUCUCAGACCAGCAGUCCCCCAAAGACGGAGCAUCUGUUGGGGGUACAUUAGGAGAAAACACUGGAGAUGUAAUGGGGACUACAACAGCUUCUACCAUAACUUCUACAUCAAAAGGUGCCUCUGUGACUGAGUUAAGAGGAAGUAGUUCCCCUGAUACUGGAAGUCUAACCCCUUCACUGGAAGGAACUACAGACAGUGGUGCGAAUCCACUCAGUUACCCAAACCUGACUGUUCUGCUGUUGCUGGUGGCUGGAAGUCUAUGCCUGGAACCUUAAAAUGUGAACAAACCAGCCUUAACCUGGAAGGUCUGGGCUAUAACUGCAAUAUGAGCCCUAAUGAAGUGCCCUUGAGCAAGACACUGAAUCCCUGCUAACUGCAGGUGAGCUGUUUUGUAGCUGAACAUAACCUGUAUCAUAAAAAAAAGGACAACAACUAUGUCCAGAGCUAGAAGUACACACCUAUCACUGAAUGUGCCAAGAGACAGUGGUACAAACACUUGUCACUUUUUUCAGUUUCUACUGGCUGUAUUUAAACCUUUUAAGAAGGAGAUGUGACAUACUAGAUUUAGACUGACCUAUCAGUGUGCUGACAUCAGCUUACUGUCAUGUCAUCAAAUCAGCCGUUCAACCUGACCACAGAUACAUAAAGUCUGUAAAACCUGUA